UGUCACAUUUGUCAUACGUCAGUACAAAAAAUCAAAAAUUCAUAAAGAAAAAAUGAUUAGAUGAAGUUUGUGAAAUACUUUGCUUGUUUCUCUGUUAUAAUUUAAGUUUUUUGGAAUGAACAGUGUUAGGUAGAUUUAAGUUUUAUUCAUUAAAAACCAGACAAUAUUAUGGUUAGUUGUGUAGCUUGUGGUUGUUCUGCAAUCAAUAAAACCAAAAAGGAAGGAACUACAUUUCAUAGGUUUCCUAAAAAUCCUAAACAAAAAAAAUUAUGGAUCGAAUUUCUAAAUAAACCAAAUUUUGACCCAUUGGCAAACCAUUUUCUAUGUUCCAAACAUUUUAAAGAUGACUGUUUUGAUCGAACUUCACUUUUGAAAGUAAGACUCAAACCUGAUGCUGUCCCGACAAUUAGGGUUAGCAGAUUGAAGUAUUGCAGAAAUUACAAUCCAACUAUCUUAGAACAUGUAGAUGUGCCAGAAAUUAAAUCCGAAAUAGAGGGAACAGAUGAUAUGGAAAUAUUAACCAUUAUAGGACAUUCUGCUUCUACAACGAAUCGUAAUUCCCCAGUUCCAGUAGUUUCCUCAACAAUAGGAAAUAGUUCAGAUCGAGAUACUCCUCAGAAACAUAUAUUGAAAUUACAAAUAUCUGAUUUGCAGGCUACGAAUAUGUUGAAGAGCAUUAAAUUAAGGGAAUUGCAGAAAGUAACGUGGCGACAAAACAAAAAAAUUGCGUCUUUAAAGUGCGAAGUAGAGGAGUUGAAACAGAAAAAUACAUUAUUAGAACAGGAAAAUGUAAUGCUAGAACAUUAUAAUCAAAAUAACGAUGUAGAAAUGCCUAAAAAUAAGGACAAUGUUGAAACUCUUACUAUAGAAAUUGUAGAAGAAGAAUUGGAAUUGUAAUAUUUUAAAUUAGAAUAUAAUAAAUAUUUUUAUUAAUGAGAG
Molecule: messenger RNA, 939 nt
Organism: Psylliodes chrysocephalus
Lineage: Eukaryota; Metazoa; Arthropoda; Insecta; Coleoptera; Chrysomelidae
Source: the annotation of a GenBank genome assembly